Spodoptera litura is the source of this 639-nucleotide messenger RNA. The record is from RefSeq and is a predicted model, not a curated record. Lineage: Eukaryota; Metazoa; Arthropoda; Insecta; Lepidoptera; Noctuidae.
AUGACAUGCAAAAGGUUCAAGGUUUUGGAAAACCUUCAUUUGAAUGACAACUCACAGAUGCCUGCGAGAGGAACCCCUCAGUUCGACAAACUAUAUAAAGUUCGUCCACUUCUCGAGCUGCUCAACACGGCCUGUCAACGUUGCGCUAAAACUACAACAUCUCAAUCAAUAGACGAGUCGAUGAACCAGUUCAAAGGUAUCUCAUCGCUCAAACAAUAUAUGCCACUAAAACCAAUAAAAAGAGGCUACAAAGUGUGGACUAAAGCUGACAGCGAGACAGGCUAUGUGAUUGAAUUUCAGAUUUAUACGGGAAAACGGGAUGAUCAGUCUACAGAAUUUGGGUUAGGAGCCAAUGUUGUGAAAUGCCUUACGCAGAAGCUGGUAGAUGAAGGAUACCGUGGACAUGUCACCUUCGAUAAUUUUUUCGCAUCGUAUGAAAUACUGCAAUAUUUAUACAAUAAUGGUAUAUACGCCACAGCAACAGUCAACAGUAACAGAGCAGACCUACCUCUCAUUGUGAAACAUGCCAAAAGCCAAAAACAAGAAUAUACCAAGGAGCCAAAAAGUAAACUUAGCAAGAGGCGAAUUCCGAUGGCGCACCAAAAACAAUGUGGCGUUUGUAAUGUGGCUGGACACUAA